AUGGGCGGGAAGCAAUCGAAACGACGCGAGCGGACGAUCGCCAUCGUGUGCACGUCCGCGGAUUCCAUGGAUGGACACGCGACGGGGGCGUGGCUCGAGGAGAUCGCGACGCCGUAUUACGCGCUGCUCGACGCCGGAUUCGCGGUGGACGUCGUGUCCGUGAAGGGCGGGAAGGUGCCGAUCGAUUCCGCGAGCGAGUCGGGGGAUUUCUUUACCGCGGAUUGUCAAAAGUUUUACGACGACGAGGACGCGAAGAAGGCGUUGGCGAACGCCAAGGCUUUGAAGGGCGUGAAAUCCGGGCAUUACGCUGGGAUUUAUCUCGCCGGUGGUCACGGGACGUGCGUCGAUUUCUUGAAUAACGCGACGUUGACGCGCGUGAUCGAAGAGACGCUGGCCGCGGAUAAGCCGGUGGCGGCGGAUUGCCACGGCCCGGUGGCGCUGUUGGCGUGUAAAAAGCCCAACGGCGACUCGAUUCUGAAGGGGACGAACGCGACGUGCUUCACGGACGCCGAGGAAACCGCGGUUGGGUUGGCGGAGAAGGUGCCCGUCUUGCUCGAGACCGAGUUCAAGAAAUUGGGCGCGCAAUUCAACGGCGCCGCCGACUGGACGCCCAACGCCGUCACCGACGGCAAGCUCGUCACCGGUCAAAAUCCCGCAUCGUCCAAGGCGUGCGUCGACGCGUUUUUGGCGCUCUUGAAAAAGUAG
Messenger RNA from Ostreococcus lucimarinus CCE9901, 705 nucleotides. RefSeq lists its product with no specific name. NCBI's taxonomy places the organism in Eukaryota, Viridiplantae, Chlorophyta, Mamiellophyceae, Mamiellales, Bathycoccaceae. The transcript is spliced from 2 exons. Bases 1 to 705 code for a protein of 234 amino acids. The record is from RefSeq and is a predicted model, not a curated record.